AGCACAGAAUCGAGUGAACGCGGUUUGUACAUUGUUGAAUCGAUUCAUGGUGAGUGUCAAAAGCCGCGCAUGUCCGUCCAAAUCCACCACGGGGGUUUUCUCGCGUGUCCUUUGAACUUGCCUGACAGGAUGUUCGCGCUAUUUAUGCGGGACUCUCCCAGUGGGCGUCACAAACACACCGCGGUCUGAUGCUGCAGGCGACUCACUGCUGCCGCUUCCUGUAUUGAGGCACCAGCGGUCAGCGCGUUGAACAACUGUGCGUUUCAGAGCCCCGCACCCCUGAGUUUAAACACCGAGGGAGUGCUAGCGGAGACCCCGGGGUGUCCGUAUCCUGCCGCGGUUGGACGGAAGCUCAGAGAGGAGGACUUGCUGCUCAUUUCAGCUCGCAGGCGCAGAGCACGAUUUUCACUGGAACUGGUGCUAGCUAGUAGAGGCUAGGUGGCUAAUGGCUAAUAGCAGCAGGUAGAUUACGGACAAGAAGCCGACGAAAACAAACCUGUCGCGUUUUAAACCUUUAGACGAGACCGGAAACCAGCCGACUUUUGAAGGGCAUAUCGGUAUGACUCGGUUUGUCGGUUUGGCGAACUGACAUGCUCCGAAAAGUGCAUUAACUCUGCUAACGUUAACUAGCCAAGUCACUAGCCACUUAGAGCGAAUCCUGUUGCUUUUCCCCCCUCCCAGGUAGAUCUCUGAUUAGGGGCAAGGUUAGAUCAGCCGCCUCGUUGCUCUGUUGUAUUUUUAUUUAUUUUUUUACCGAGUUUAGUUUAGUUAAAAUAGAAAUGGCUCCUAAAAGAAGACCCGUUCCACUGAACAUUACGCCCAUUGGGGAGGGACAGGCCACCUCAAACACCAUCGAUGCUGCAUCUGAAGCCAACCUUGAGGCCUUACAGAAGAAGCUGGGUGAGCUGGACCUCGACGAACAACAGAGGAAACGCCUGGAGGCCUUCCUCACCCAGAAGGCUCAGGUCGGUGAGCUGAAGGAUGAAGAUUUUGAUCCAAUAUGCGAGUUGGGGGCAGGAAACGGAGGAGUGGUCAACAAGGUCCAACACAAACCUUCUCAUUUGGUCAUGGCUCGAAAGUUAAUUCACCUGGAAAUCAAGCCCGCCAUCAGAAACCAGAUCAUCCGAGAGCUGCAGGUGCUGCAUGAGUGCAACUCUCCCUACAUUGUGGGCUUCUACGGAGCUUUUUACAGUGAUGGAGAGAUCAGCAUCUGCAUGGAGCACAUGGAUGGUGGCUCGUUGGACCAGGUUCUUAAGGAAGCCAGAAGAAUCCCUGAAGAAAUCCUGGGAAAAGUUAGCAUAGCUGUGCUAAGGGGAUUAGCUUAUCUGCGAGAGAAGCAUCAGAUCAUGCACAGAGACGUGAAGCCCUCCAACAUCCUGGUCAACUCCCGUGGGGAGAUCAAGCUGUGUGACUUUGGUGUGAGCGGCCAGCUCAUAGAUUCCAUGGCCAACUCCUUUGUUGGAACGCGCUCCUACAUGUCGCCGGAGAGACUGCAGGGCACCCACUACUCGGUUCAGUCUGACGUGUGGAGUAUGGGCCUGUCCCUGGUGGAGCUGGCGAUCGGCCGCUACCCUAUACCCCCACCAGACGCCAGGGAACUGGAAGCCAUCUUUGGACGCUCCAUUAUGGACGGGGCAGAGGGAGAGCCUCGUUCCAACAUGGCUAGACCGAGACCCCCGGGCAGGCCUGUGAGCGGACAUGGGAUGGACAGUAGACCUGCCAUGGCCAUCUUUGAGCUGUUGGACUACAUUGUGAAUGAGCCACCGCCUAAGCUACCACAGGGUGUCUUCAGCAGUGACUUCCAGGACUUCGUGACAAAAUGCUUGAUUAAAAACCCAGCCGAGAGGGCAGACCUGAAGAUGUUGAUGAAUCACACAUUUAUCAAGCGAUCGGAAGUGGAGGAAGUGGACUUUGCCGGAUGGUUGUGCAAAACCAUGAACCUCCACCAGCCCAGUACUCCCACUCGCACCACCGAGUGAUCAAGCAACCUCCACACAAAAGAAAGAAGAAAAAAAACAACCUUGUCUGUCCCUGAUCUGACACAUUACUGGGGUCUCUGCAUUCAUGUACACAAUCCACCACACAUGCUGGCACUAUUUUUUUUUUUUUUUUACUUUUUUUUUUCUUUAUUGUCCAUCUUUUCUCUUGGGUAAAACAUUUGUAGCUUCCCUUUGUUUAUUUCGUCAACAGCAGCAGAGCCUGUUGAGUCAUUAUUGUACUGUAAGACCACAGCUUCACCAUGGUGGUGUCAAGAGCAGCCUCCGUUCACGUUGUCACACCGCUGCAGAGGAUGUAAAGCACUGAAGGGCUGCCGUAGUGUCAUCAGAAUUUCCAGUGGCAAACUUCUUUUGUAUUGUUGAAUAUUCUGUAUUAAUCUUUUCUAUGGUGGCUUGUGGGGCUGUAUUUUAUUAACCUGCUGUAAAAGAAGGAAACAUGUUGUACUGAAAGUUUAAAGGAAAUGUAACCUGCAAUCAUCUUGCAGACUUUAUAUUUGCUAAGUGAUGGGAAAAUGCCUCAAUUAUGGUUCAACCCCCCCAAACCCCUCACAUUUAGUUGAUAGCGGUUUCUUGCAGAUCUUAGAAUCACCUUCAGUUUAAUAAUCAAUAAGAGUGCAUUGCAAGCAAAACGGGCACCCAUGGGAGUCAUUUUCACUUUUUUGGCAUGCAAGCAAUCUUUUAAAGGAUCAUUCUGUGAACACUUUCCCAAACCAAAGAGGGUACUCAUGACUAUUUCUUUUGCUGGUUGUCUUUAAAUUUGUGAGCACCAAAUCAGUGUAAUUUGGUAAUCUAAUUUUCUUUCAAUAAUUGACACUCCAACAGUGUGGAGUUUUUUUAUACUCUUUUUGUCACCAUUCAUAUUUCUUUUACUUCUCUUGCAUGUCUCACAAGGGAUGAGGUAUGUCCUCCAGAAGCUUGGUAUUUGCCAGGAUGUCUAUCUAGACAUUACAAAAAUUAGGACAAAGGCGUUUUCGUGAGUUGAUAUAGCAAGGCUCAAAUUUCUAAUGACUUUGUGUACUUAAGAUCAUGACAGGGAUGAGCUGACGUUUUUAAUCAAGCCUCAGUUUCUGCUAUGAUGGCGCAAGUUUUCAAUUGCAAUGAAUGACCGUUUUUGUUUUCUUUUUUUCCUCUUUAUUGAAUACUUUCUACCCAAAGUGUGUUUGAUUAAUUUUCCAACGUACUGCUACAUGUGACGCUGCAAGUUUCAACUUGGGACAAGACUUGUUUAAAGGCUUGCUUGUGGAAAAGACUUGGGUUAAAAUGCUACUUAAAUACACCCUUUUUUUUCUUGCAACUUUGGUUUAUAAGCGACAAGAACACAGCCUCGCAAUGUAUCGUGAGAUCUGUCAAAAGGUACAAGGGGUCUGACUGGAGAUUUUCACCCAGGUCAAUUUCGGUCACUUGGUGGUGUUACCUGCUAGCCCGCUGUCUUGCUAGAGCUCUUGUAUUCUCUCUUUGCUUAUGGCUGCCCUUUCUACCCUUCUGCCCUGCCCUCUGAAAUGUGCAUUCUUUAAAAGUAAAUGGAUGCAUAUUCACCUGUAUGUGUACAAAGCUAUAAACAAAAAUUACAUGAGUACUAUUUUGCAGUCUUAAUAUACAAAUUUUUGAUUUUAUGUAAAUGACAAGAAGAGUCAUUUUAUUAUAAUAUAAAAUGUGUUGGAAAUGGUUAUAAUGUAUAAAAAAAAUUGAAAUAAAACUUAUUUGUGAAUGUAAA
Messenger RNA from Poeciliopsis prolifica (blackstripe livebearer), 3711 nucleotides. RefSeq names its product mitogen-activated protein kinase kinase 2a (gene map2k2a). Gene Ontology annotation, molecular function: protein kinase activity; ATP binding. NCBI's taxonomy places the organism in Eukaryota, Metazoa, Chordata, Actinopteri, Cyprinodontiformes, Poeciliidae. The coding region runs from base 780 to 1979 and encodes 399 amino acids. Gene Ontology annotation, biological process: protein phosphorylation. The transcript is spliced from 11 exons. The record is from RefSeq and is a predicted model, not a curated record.